AUGUCACCACUAAAAAUGCUCAUCAUCCUUCUAGUGCAGGGAUCAGCCCUGGGGGUGAAUCUUACCUGCUCCAGGAGUGAUGUAACCAGUGGAUCUGACCAACCUCCACAUUACAUUGGAGCGGUGGCAGCAGAUUCUGCAACAUGUUCAGAAAUUGGCUGUAAUAUUCUGGCAAAGGGUGGGUCUGCUGUGGAUGCUGCUAUUGCCACUCUGCUGUGUACCCCACUGGUCCACCCACAGAGUAUGGGCCUGGGUGGAGGUUCUGUUUUUACUGUGCUAGAUAAAGAUGACCGUGUCAAAGUCUUCAAUGCGAAAGAAACCGUCCCCAGGAUACUAGACAAGGACCUUCUAAAGUACUGUGACAAGAAACCCUCACCCAUUCAGGAAGCUGCCAGGUGGAUUGGUGUUCCUGGGGAGCUGCGGGCUUAUGAGAGGUUGCACGAUCAGUAUGGAAAACUACAAUGGAAAGAAUUAUUUGAACCUGUCAUCAGCCUCGCUGAAGAGGGUGGAAAGUUAAUGUUAGAAGACCUGAGAGGCUAUAGAGUGGAGAAAAGUGAAGCAUGGAUGGUACCAUUUGGAGAGUAUGAAAUGUUCUUCCCUCCUCCACCUGCAGGAGGCGCUCUUGUCAGCUUUAUCCUCAACGUCAUGGAAGGGAAGGAGAUCAAUCUUCAUCAUGAUCCUUUGUUUUACAACCAAUCAUCAUCACUGAAUCAUCCAGGCACUUCCCAUGUAUCUGUCAUAGCACAGGAUGGCACUGCUGUGUCUGUCACCAGUUCUAUCAAUGAACCCUUUGGUUCCAUGAUAUAUUCCCCUAAAACAGGCAUCAUCCUCAACAAUCAACUACAAGAUUUCUGUCAUAACGGCAAAGAACAGAAACUUUCUCCUGGAGAAAGACCUCCCUCCUCAAUGACCCCUGCGAUCCUUAAGUCCAAGAGCAAAACCCCCAAAAAAAUUCUAGUUAUUGGAGGUUCUGGAGGGACUAAGAUCACCCCAGCGGUGACCCUGUCACUCAUCAACCACUUGUGGCUUGGCAUGAACCUGGAAAAGGCCAUCUCUGCCCCAGUCCUGUGGUUAGGGUCCAACAACUCACUGAAUGUUGAGGAAGGUUUUAAUCUGACUGUUAUAGAGGAGUUGAAAACUCUUAACCAUAGUAUUAGUGAUGAAGAGAUAACCUUCUACAACACGGUCAAUGCUAUUCUGAAGGAGGGCUAA
Chanos chanos (milkfish) is the source of this 1212-nucleotide messenger RNA. RefSeq names its product glutathione hydrolase 5 proenzyme-like. Gene Ontology annotation, molecular function: glutathione gamma-glutamate hydrolase; leukotriene-C(4) hydrolase activity. Gene Ontology annotation, cellular component: plasma membrane. Gene Ontology annotation, biological process: glutathione catabolic process; inflammatory response; leukotriene D4 biosynthetic process. The record is from RefSeq and is a predicted model, not a curated record. Lineage: Eukaryota; Metazoa; Chordata; Actinopteri; Gonorynchiformes; Chanidae. The transcript is spliced from 11 exons. Bases 1 to 1212 code for a protein of 403 amino acids.